AUGGUCAAGAUUGCAGUUGCUGGGGGCUCCGGCAAUAUUGGACAGGGGAUUGUCGAUGCGCUUAUUGCUUCUCAAAAUCAUGAAGUCGUCAUUCUAUCUAGAAAGGAUGCGCCGACUGAAACCGUCCAGGGUUUUCUCUCCGCACAGGGAGAAACCGCCCAGACGAACCUCAUUGAUGCCGCAGUUGAAGCUGGCGUAAAUCGUUUUGCACCGAGCGAAUGGGCAGGAUCCGGAAUUCCCGAAUCCAUGCCCUGGUAUGCUUACAAGGGAAGAACCCGUCAAUAUCUGGAAGAGCUGAACAAGGAAAAAACGGUCCUUGAGUACACGCUCUUCCAGCCAGGCUUCCUCAUGAACUACUUAACCCGACCAUACAAGUCGUCCAAACACGUUCACCAGCUCGAUAUUCACUGGGAUCUAGAGAAGCGCCGAGUUCUCAUGAUGGAGGAAGGCGAUAAUGACCGUAUAACUCUAACCACCGUGCAAGAUAUCGCGAAUGUUGUCACCAGAGCUAUUGAUUACGAGGGUAAGUGGCCAACUGUGGGUGGUAUGAAGGGCACCGACAUGACUAUGAGAGAGCUCCUCGCCCUCGCCGAGGAAGUUCGCGGUGCGCCCUUUGCUGUAGAGAGGCUGAAAGCAAAAGAGCUUGAAACAGGGGACUGGAAGAGCUCAUGGGUACCGAAAAUGGAUCACCCGUCAGUUCCGGUAGAGCAACAGGAGAUUUUUGCACGAUUUGGAGUGGCCGGUGUCCUUCGGGGAUUUAGGGAAAACAGUUUUCAUUCUUCUGAUGAGUGGAAUCGUUUACUUCCAGCCUAUCAUUUCACGGAUGCCAAGCAGUUUUUGACUGAAGCCUGGAAAAAUGAAUCGAUAGCUAAGCGAAGGAAGCUGCGCAAGGGUACGCAGAGUUGCUGGGAGUGCAAGCGGCGAAAGGUCCGCUGCGUCUUCACUUUGCCAUCCAACAUUAUCUGCGACAACUGUCAGCGACGCAAUACAACAUGCAUUGGACAGGAGCAUCCAGAUCAACCGCGUGUAAGUUCAAUUCACGAUCCAAUCGAGGAUCGACUUGGCCGAGUGGAGGACUUUAUCCAGCAGCUGGCCAAGAAUCUUGGCAUGGUGCAUGAUGCCCACUCUAGGGCAGCAGAAGUGUCGAAAGUCGCCUUGCCUUCGUUUCAAGGGCAAGAAGCUCAAAUUGCCCCGUCAAUAGAACCACCAGAGCCAGCGAAACCUAAUUCACCGUUCGAUACAGUGACAUCUAGUGACUCUUGGUUGAAGCCUUUCUCAUCAAUUUCAACCAGCUCUGAACACUAUCACAUACCAGCAUCUGGCAAAUAUGUGGAACUGGUUCGCGAGCUCGUCACCGCCUGGCCCAGUCAGGCUGAUAUUGACAUCAUUUGUACUCUCCCAGUAGGCCUAUCGGCGUAUUUGAGCAGCGGAAUUUUCCCGCACCAUUCUGAGGCCAAUAAGUUUUUCCCGUCAUCCGCGAAAGAUAUACUCAAUCUGCCCCCGCCAAAUUCCCAUCCAGUGCUGUUUGCACGCAAGCUCCUGAUACUUGGCGCAUUCUUACAAGGUGUACCUCCGAAUUGUACCCAGAAAUUGGGCACAUUAGGUGCAAAAUAUCGAAAUAUCAUGCUUAAUGUAGUUGAAAAAGCAACGAGACUCGUCACAACGAACGAAGAGCUUGUGGGCUCCGUUGAGGGCAUUGAGUGCAUUUUAAUCGAGGCUCUCUACCACAAUUAUGCAGGAAACUUAAAUAAAGCUUGGAUGGCAAUUCACCGGGCAAUUAAUGUUGCUCAAAUGAUGGCAUUACAUCGCGACUACAAUCUGCCAUCACUGGAAAGCUUCGGCCACGAAACGCGGAUAUCCUUUGACGAAUUAUGUUUUUAUUUGGCUAGGAUGGAUUGGUACCUUUCUCUUAUGCUGGAUCUGCCUCAGAGUUCUCUUGAAACUCAAUUUACCACGCCAGAGGCAUUAGCAAGGUGCCAACCCAUAGAUCGCGUACAGCGCAUUCAUUGCAUUGUUGCAAGGCGUAUACUGCAACGUACUGAGGCGGACCUCAAGGACUUGGCCAAUGUCUCUGAAAUCGACAAGCUAUUGCAGAGAGUCGCCGAAGAAGUGCCACCUCAGUGGUGGAUUGUUCCAAAUUUUGUUUCUCACAAUGGCGACAUCACCGAGCUCAUCAGUGACAUGCUUCGCGUGAUGGACCAAUUCGCACACCAUCAAUUAGUGAUACGGCUGCACCUCCCAUACCUACUGAAUCCUUCGUCUGACUCUAGAUACAAUCAGAGCAAAAUUGUAGCGGUUCAGGCCAGCCCCAUCAAGCUGAGCCGGUUGAUUCGUCAUCUGCUCACUAUUGAGUCCAAUGCUACCAAAGGCAUCGAAUACAACACUCACCUAUCCAAAGAUGAAAAGGACUGUUUGGUCCAACUGAAGAUGAGAAUGCGUUCCAGGGUCCCAAUUGCACUGGGCCCGGAGGAUAGCCAUCAGCUACAUAGCUCAGAAUUCUCACGGUCUGAAGUCUCUGAUUUCCCGUUGAUGGAGUUAUCAGCUUUGGGUAACAAUGUAGCUAUGGAAGACGACUAUGGCUGGGAUUUACAGGGAGUGGAUCUAGCUCUCUUUAACGGCAUCUUUCACGGAAUUGAAAUUCCAGGCGCCGAGGAUGGGGAGAAUUGGGGAGCCUGGAAAAAUUAA
Messenger RNA from Penicillium taxi, 2685 nucleotides. RefSeq lists its product as uncharacterized. NCBI's taxonomy places the organism in Eukaryota, Fungi, Ascomycota, Eurotiomycetes, Eurotiales, Aspergillaceae. Gene Ontology annotation, biological process: regulation of DNA-templated transcription. The record is from RefSeq and is a predicted model, not a curated record. Gene Ontology annotation, molecular function: DNA-binding transcription factor activity, RNA polymerase II-specific; zinc ion binding. The coding region runs from base 1 to 2685 and encodes 894 amino acids. The transcript is spliced from 11 exons.